Messenger RNA from Pistacia vera, 1416 nucleotides. RefSeq lists its product as uncharacterized. Bases 1 to 1416 code for a protein of 471 amino acids. The record is from RefSeq and is a predicted model, not a curated record. Lineage: Eukaryota; Viridiplantae; Streptophyta; Magnoliopsida; Sapindales; Anacardiaceae. The transcript is spliced from 5 exons.
AUGACGGGAAGAUGUGGCCUUUCGGCCACAUCGACGGUGGAUAUGGCGGAAAAGGUCACAACUGGCCAUUACGGCCAUUUCCGAUCGUUCGUUGCUGUCGGCGGUAGCCAGAACUGGGAAGUUGGGUGGGUGGGGGUGUUUUUGUUAAUUUUUGAACCUUUCUUGAGGGAUAUCGGCGCUUUACACGGCCGUGCGCCGUCAUGGGACGACGAGGGCGACGGGAUUUACUCAUCGGAGUGGUGGGGAACUGAAUCCGACGGCUACACUGUUCUCCGUUCAACUUCUGAUAAAGGAAACGGCAUAGUAUCUGUUCUCUCUUACCCUUCUUCUAGACCGAGUAAAGACAAGUGGCCAGAAAUGGAGAGAUGGCUAGAGCAAAGAUAUACAGAGAUUUAUGGAAAUUACGAACGGUUUAGAGUGCUUGGAUACCAGUGGCGCACCCUUCGAUUUAAUGAGGAUACGCGCCAGAGCACCGCUAAAAUCACGGCGGCCUACAGAGAAUCCGAGCCGGGCUCUGUGUUUUUAAUGCAACAACCACAUUGCUUGGCUGUUCCAUACCUAAAGAGUAUGGUGUCAACUGGGCUGGCUACUAUUGCAUCGUGUAACUAUGAUCUUAUGAGUGCUGUGCAUGGGAAGAAAACAAUGAAUAUAUUAUGCAUUGGACAUGGAGGGGGGAGCUUACCACUAUUCUUGGCGAGUAAAAUUCAAGGUGCUGAUGUCCACAUAGUCGAAAUUGACCCAAUUGUUAUCUCUGCUUCAGUUCAAGCAAUGGGCUUUCCAUAUUUCUCAGUUAUGACCCCAUUAGGUGAGCGAGUCAUGUCGAAACCAGAUAUCAAUGAUGAAGUACUGUGGAAAGGCAUCCAUGAGAGAAUUUACCUCUAUGAAUCAGAUGCUGAGAAGUUUAUCCUUCAAAACAACAAUGUGUAUGAUUUAGUCUUCAUUGAUGCUUAUGAUGGUGACGACAUCUUCCCUCAUAAACUUCGGGAUCCAGAUUCCCCUUUUAUCAACACCCUCAGGAAUCAACUGCAUCCUGAACAUGGCACUGUUGUGGUGAACCUUCAUUCCGAUUCUGAUUUUCUCGAGUCUGCUGAAACAAAUUCAUAUUUUGGUCAACAGCUUCCACCGAUGGGAAAAUAUGUAACCAGUGUUUCCCAUGUAUACAAGGAUGUUCUAUUGGAAAACGGAAGUUCACGUGAUGGAAAAGUAGGUUCUGGUUUGGCAUUCAGUGUUUCAGUUCCUUGGGUAUGUAAUUCAACCCUGGUUGUGUGCAGAGGUUUUAAGAUGGAUGGUGGGUAUUAUAAGCGGGAUUUCGUUUUGAACACUGUUAUAUCCAAAUCCCUUGAACUGGAACUUGUACUAAACUUACCAUUACCAUGCUUUCAGUAUAUAAAGAGAGGUUUUAGACUCAUUGAUUAA